AUGGGGAGAUCGGUGAUGCUCACCUUGGUCGCUUUUUCUAGUGCCACAACCUCACCGCAAGUGGAAGAGGCGGCUCCAGUGCCCGGAGGAACACCGCAGGCAAAGCGGAUGAUGAAGCGGACCCGGCAAAUGGCUCCUAUGGCACGUCUCCCCUUCACUCCAACCAAGAGAGCCAAGUCGGUCGCGACAGGCUCGGGUACGAAUGACACACCGUCAUACGAGGAGGCCAGGGAAAAUGUGAGACAGGCUGCAUCUUAUAUCUUGAGGACAACAUAG
This is a messenger RNA of Colletotrichum gloeosporioides, 276 nucleotides long. RefSeq lists its product as uncharacterized. NCBI's taxonomy places the organism in Eukaryota, Fungi, Ascomycota, Sordariomycetes, Glomerellales, Glomerellaceae. The record is from RefSeq and is a predicted model, not a curated record. The transcript has 2 exons. The coding region runs from base 1 to 276 and encodes 91 amino acids.